CUUUUACAGCAAACUUUUAUUUGCGCCAAAUAUGUAUACUAACCAAGGGAACGCCCUUAUGGGCGGAGGACAAAAUGUGAGUCCAAAUGGCGAGCAGCUACACCAGCAGUCUCCACAACACCACCAACAGCAGAACCUCAAUUAUAAUGGUGCCCAGCCGAAACAAUCACAGGCAGAUUUACAAUCGUCGUCUCAGCAGCAAGCGACACCCAAUAAAAAAAUAGCAAAAAAAGCAUAUGUGAAAAUUGUGGAGCAACCCGCCAGCAAAGCAUUGAGAUUUCGCUACGAGUGCGAAGGUCGUUCUGCUGGUUCGAUACCGGGCGUGAACUCCACGCCAGAAAUGAAAACCUUUCCCACCAUCGAAAUUGUUGGUUACAAGGGACGUGCCGUUGUAGUCGUGUCCUGUGUGACUAAAGAUGCCCCAUAUCGACCACAUCCGCACAAUUUGGUAGGAAAGGAGGGCUGCAAGAAAGGCGUUUGUACCUUAGAAAUCAACAGCGAAACGAUGCGUGCCGUUUUCAGUAAUUUGGGCAUACAAUGCGUCAAGAAAAAGGACAUUGAAAGCGCUCUAAAGGCACGAGAAGACAUUCGGGUCGACCCCUUCAAAACUGGAUUUUCACAUCGUUUUCAGCCCACCAGUAUAGACUUGAAUGCAGUGCGUUUGUGUUUUCAAGUAUUUUUGAAAGGUGACAUGGGUCGCUUUACGGUGCCUCUGCCUCCUGUCGUCUCCGAACCAAUUUAUGACAAAAAGGCUAUGUCAGAUCUCGUUAUUAGUCGUAUAUGCAGUUGUUCGGCUACAGUGCUGGGCAACACGAAAAUCAUUUUACUCUGCGAGAAGGUAGCCAAAGAGGAUAUUGCUGUGCGUUUCUUUGAAGAGAAAGAUGGUGUUACUAUUUGGCAAGCGUUUGGGGAAUUCGAGCACAACGAUGUACACAAACAGACUGCAAUUACAUUUAGGACACCUAAGUUCCAUAGGACCAACAUUACCGAACCAGUCGAGGUAUUUGUGCAACUGCAACGACCUUCAGAUGGAGCUGUCAGCGAUCGUGUGAAGUUUGAAUAUGUGCCGGCGGAAUCGGGUAGGUACUCUAUAGAGAAUUUACGUCGUAUGCUCAAAAGGAAGCCUGACGAAGACAUAUUUGAAGAAAUAUUAGCCGCAGCUGGCGCGAUAAAACCAGCUGUUUUAGAGGUUAUAGAUUUAAAUACGCCGACCGCAGCUCCACACCAGGAGGUGGAUCAACUUUUUAAUAAUGCAAUCAUAGUGGAAGCAGAAGAAGCGGACAAACGGCGAAGGGAGAAUGAAAUCGAUGCGAUUAUAGACGAAAAAGUACGCGAGCUGGAACAACCAGAUCAACAACAGCUGAACCAAGCACAAGUGGGCCAACAAUAUGUAGAGCUGCAACAAGCUGCAGCGCCGCAACAAGUUCAAAAACAGCCAGAGGAGGUGCAAGCGGGUGUAGCACCGCAAACCGUAUUUCCCGUAUCAGAACAACAGCAAGUGAUCUCUGUUAACGAAAAAAUCAAUGAGUGGAUGAAAUCCAACGACUUGCAGCAGAACGAAGGUUCGCCACCGCCCGACGGUGCGGCUUCUAUAGCCUCCAUCGAUGAGGAUAAGGUGCUUACAGCGCUUUUGGAUGAGGCCGCCGAACUCGAUGAAAUCUACACGCGUCAUGUCCUGCAUCGUGACACAUACACUGCUAAGCUCAGUGAAGUAAAUGAUGUUAAAACUAAACAGGGUGCUCAGAGAUACCCGAUGGAGGUAGAUGACAGUUUUGAUGAUGCGGCCACGUAUAGUAGUUUACAGAAAGCUUUUAAAAACCCAGUAGAUAUACCAUUAGACGUUUUGAUGCCACCUACCCCACCAGCCUCACAACUUGCACCAGAGGACGCAUUACAUUACGAUCAUGUAGACCAUUUCGCAUUGAGUGCUGAUGCCGCCGUUGCUGCGCUGGAGCAGCUGCCAAUGCUACCGCUCAACCAACCACGAAGCCAACAAGCGGCUUUACCGCCACGUCCAAAUUCUUUGAAAUAUCCAUCACCUCAACUGCAUGUGACUGCAGCCGAGGAAGAGAAAUUGCCACCCUUACCACCAAAACGUAUACGCAAGCAGGAUGGUACGACGGUGGAAAAUCGAGCGUUUGAGGCCAAUGCUGGCGAAGCAGCAGAGCGCAUAUCUCGCUCGCCUGCGCCGAUCAUCAUCAAAAAGACGCCCGACCAAACGCCACUUUCAAAACGUUUGCCCCCGAAACCUAACAAUCCAAGUAAUUCAAACACCUUACCGAAGCAAAAGAAACCAGGUUUCUUCUCGAAGAUCUUCUCCCGCCGUAAAAGUAAAUCAGAUCUAAGUCAAAGUGGUGAGGUUUCCGGCUCCAAUUCCAAGGGAACCACACCGAAUAUGAGCCGCGAACCAAGUAUUGCUCACUUCCGUCUGAACGAUCAUAAUCGCGCUUCAGUUAAAUCACUACAACCGACAUCUCUACCGACAAGCCCCAAUAAGGGAGCCAAGCCAAGCCGCCCAGUGGGCCGCAGUGUAAGUAGCGUUUCCGGUAAACGUCCACCACGUCUAACCGCCGACGUCAUACACAUACCACUGAAAGGUGACAGUGUAAAUAGUCUGCCACAGAAUGAGGCCUAUUCGCACGCCAGUACGGUAACUCUGAGUAAUACACUCGAUCGAAAAACUGUAUCCGCCUUGCAGCUUGCAGAUAUUCCAAUAUGUGAGGGUAAUAUGGAGCUGGUAGCCAUAGCAGAUCGCCAAAGCUUGCGUAAUCUAUGCGAGGGGGCCUUCAAUGUCCAACUCGAUCCCGAUGUAGAUUUAACAGAAGCGGAACAUUUCGCUUUGUACACUAGCAUACCGCCCCAGGCGUCGACAAGCGAGUUUGACGAAGCCUCGGCUUACUACGCAGCUGUCGACGCGGGCGAAAUUUUGACUCCCGAUGAGAUCGGUAGGCGGUUGGCGGCAGCGAACAACAUCAAUUGAAAGGGAGUAGUUUGCUCUUCUAACUAGAGCUUGGUUACUUUUAAAUAAAAUUUUUCUUGAGAAAAUAUGUUUUUUUGGCCGUAUUUAUACGGAAUUUGUGAGCAGCGUAAGAAUUAUAGCGACUUAUAAGAGUGUGGAAGGCAGUACGUUGUUUAUUAGCCAAUUUGUAUCUUCCUGCAACCACUUUAAUUAGCCACUUUUUGAAUUUAAAAAAUGAAAUGUUUGCUGGUUUAAUGGAACCGCUGUUCCAAAGCAGCCAAGCACAAAUGUUUGUUGUAAUUGUUUUUUGUAUCGAUAAAUACCUUUAACUGGUAUUUUGCCCCAAUAAACCUUGGAAGGCACAUAUGUACAUACAUAGUAUGUAUAUGUAUAUACAUACAUAUCUACGUUUGCAUGUAUAAAUCAAUUUUAAUUGAAAUAAAGCAUUUUGUUUUGACAGUCGAAGGCGGAAAACGUCCCUUGGGACUUCGUUACUAAAGCUGAAUUUGCAUGCGUUUGUACAACGCUUUUUAUAAAUGACAUUUGUCAAAGGAAACGUCACUCAUAGAAUUUUGAUAAAUGCAGUGCGUUGAAAAAGAAAUUUUAAUACUAGUCAUUACAACGUCAUUCUUAGACUUAAAAAUAAGAAACGAAAAUUGUUAAAACUAUAUAUUGUACUUACAAAAGCAUUGGAUAACUCUAAAAUUUUUGCAAAAACUAUGUACACUAUUGUAGUCAAGGUUAAAAAAAACUUACCUAUUUAUAAAUUUGAACUACUAUAUAUUUAAUUUUAAGAUUUGUUUAGCUGAGAUUUUGAAGUCAUGUAUGUAUGUGUAUGAAUUAAUUAACGAAAUACGUAAAAAGUAUUUUAAGAGCCCUUUUUAUUGCGAUGUACCAGUAGAAUUGUUUUAUAUGGUGAAGAUAAUAAAUUGAAAACUCUUUUGC
This is a messenger RNA of Rhagoletis pomonella (apple maggot), 3904 nucleotides long. Its product is annotated as embryonic polarity protein dorsal-like. Gene Ontology annotation, biological process: non-canonical NF-kappaB signal transduction; innate immune response; inflammatory response. Gene Ontology annotation, cellular component: cytoplasm. The record is from RefSeq and is a predicted model, not a curated record. The coding region runs from base 32 to 2980 and encodes 982 amino acids. Lineage: Eukaryota; Metazoa; Arthropoda; Insecta; Diptera; Tephritidae. Gene Ontology annotation, molecular function: DNA-binding transcription factor activity; DNA binding. The transcript is spliced from 4 exons.